This is a messenger RNA of Erythranthe guttata (spotted monkey flower), 1096 nucleotides long. Its product is annotated as Rhodanese/Cell cycle control phosphatase superfamily protein. Gene Ontology annotation, cellular component: chloroplast. NCBI's taxonomy places the organism in Eukaryota, Viridiplantae, Streptophyta, Magnoliopsida, Lamiales, Phrymaceae. The record is from RefSeq and is a predicted model, not a curated record.
AGGAUGAAGAAAUCCCAACUGAAAGGAAAUCAUUCACCACCACCACAAAUUCAGAUUCUAAGGAGCCUAAAAUAUCCACCACUUCUCCCAAUAAUUGGCUCACUGAUUUCCACCCUCAAGAUAUUAUUCAAUUUUUAAUCAUUAAAAAAAUAAAAAAAUAAAAAAUCUAAAGGCAAAAAAAAAAUUGAAUUUGAAUCCCAGCUCAGAAACAUAGAUGAUCUGAAUUAAGAUACCAGCUCAAUUGAAGGAGUGAAGAUGGCAGCAGUUACUUCAAUCAGCACAAACCCAUCAUCUUCAUCUUCCCUGUACAAUAAAUUUCAUCCUUGUUCUUCGAGUUUCUUUGCAACAAAAGUUGCUACACUAUCCAACACAAGAGAAAGCUCAAGCAGAUAUAGAUCACUCAUAAUCCAAAAUGGUACUGCAACCAAACAGGCAAAUACACCAGCUGAAGUAGACUGGAAGAUCAAGCGGCAACUUCUGCUCGAGAAAAAGGUAAGAAGUGUUGAUGUGAAGGAAGCAUUGCGACUUCAAUCAGAAAAUAAAUUUGUCAUUCUCGAUGUACGACCAGAGGCAGAGUACAAAGAGGCUCAUCCAGCAGGUGCUAUUAAUGUGCAAAUAUACAGGCUUAUAAAGGAAUGGACAGCUUGGGAUAUAGCUAGAAGGGCUGCAUUUGCUUUCUUUGGCAUCUUUUCCGGAACAGAAGAGAACCCCGAGUUUAUACAAAGUGUAGAGUCGAAAUUACCAAAGGAUGCAAAGAUUAUAGUGGCUUGUUCAGCUGGAGGAACAAUGAGGCCGACACAAAAUCUUCCGGAAGGACAGCAAUCGAGGUCGUUUAUAGCAGCGUACUUGUUGGUACUCAACGGGUAUACAAACGUGUUUCACUUGGAAGGAGGGCUUUACAAGUGGUUUAAAGAAGAUUUGCCGACAGAAUCUGAAGAAUGAAGUCAAACCGAAAGAAAAAAGGGAGUGUUUUUGGAUGAGAUCAUUGUUGUUCCUAAAUAGGAUUGUUUUUAGAUGUUAUUGUGUAUCGAUGAUAGUAGUUAGUUCGAUGACAAAUUCAUCAGACCAAAUGGCCACAAUGUUUCAAUUUCACCAA